CUGCACACGGCCAGUCAGCGGCGAUCGCCGUCUGCUAAGCUGCAGCCGAAACCGCAGACGCUUCGGGCCAACCCCUGACCUGCCAACCCCAAGCACCCAGACCGUUUGCGCUGCCAAUGCAAGCCGGUGCCUCCCUGGCACUGUCAGCCGGGCUGGCCGGCGGGCAGCAGGGGCGUGCAGCCUCCGCAGCCGCCGGCCUGGCAACAACAGGUGCAGCAGAGCUGCUCCAGCGGCCCGCCGGCCGCCCCGCCGUGUGCUGCCGCGCCGUGGUGCGCCGCGUGGAGGCCUUUGCGCAGGGCUACAGCCCCGGCUAUGGCUCGCGAGGCUUUGACGGCACAUACGAGCGCGUGCUGCGCUACCCUGACGGGAAGGAGCGGCGCAUCCGCUACCCGCUGCCGCCGCCUGCGGAGGAGGUCAAGGAGGAGGAUGUGACGGAUGGCUGCUGGGCCACAGACUGCUGGAUCCCGCGGGAGCAGCACUGGGGCGGGCCGCCCCGCGGCGCCUCCGCCGGCGCCACCGCCACCGCCGUCGUCGCCAGCGCCGCCGCCUCGCCGCCCGCGCAGCACCCAGCAGACUUCCUGCCGCAGCAGCCACCCGCACAGCCGGAGCGCGCCCAGGUCCCCUCCUCUCCCAUGGAGCUCCUGCGGUACCUCAACUCGCCGGAGCACAAGCAGUCCCAGGAGCAGCUGUGGCAGAAAGUGCGGGGCAGCUACGAGGUGCUCUGCGAAGUGCCCUGGGUGGCACCCAGGCCGCUCUACCUGCUCGCGAUGCAGCAAACGGCGGCGGCGGCGGCGGCGGCGGCGGAGCCCUCCCCCGGCCUGACGUACAGCCUGCGCACGCGGGUGGCGCGGGCCGACACCGAGGACGAGCUGUCGCGGGUGCUGCGGCGCCGCGCGGCCGACGGCUCUCCGCUAAUCCGGUGCAGCGAGAUGCGGGACGGGGUGGUGGCGUUUGAGGACGAGGCAGAUGCGGAGCGGUACGGGCAGCUUCUGGAGGCCGAGGGGCUGGCAGAGGUCAGCAUGGCGCGCUGCGAUUCGCACGACCUUUUCCGCAGCGUGCAGGACGUGCGCGGCGUGGUGGUGCUGCUGCGUGCCGGCGGCGCCUUCCUGCCGCAGCCCCACCAGCUGGCCGCCUCGCUGCGCAGCACGCCCGGCGGCGGCGCGGGCGGCGGCGGCGGCGGCGAGCCGCUGUUCGACUGA
Messenger RNA from Chlorella variabilis, 1199 nucleotides. Its product is annotated as expressed protein. The record is from RefSeq and is a predicted model, not a curated record. The transcript has 5 exons. Bases 117 to 1199 code for a protein of 360 amino acids. NCBI's taxonomy places the organism in Eukaryota, Viridiplantae, Chlorophyta, Trebouxiophyceae, Chlorellales, Chlorellaceae.